Molecule: messenger RNA, 953 nt
Organism: Brassica napus (rape)
Lineage: Eukaryota; Viridiplantae; Streptophyta; Magnoliopsida; Brassicales; Brassicaceae
Product: pre-rRNA-processing protein TSR2 homolog
Exons: 3
Coding region: 403-786 (127 amino acids)
Biological process (GO): maturation of SSU-rRNA from tricistronic rRNA transcript (SSU-rRNA, 5.8S rRNA, LSU-rRNA)
Cellular component (GO): nucleus
Source: RefSeq, a predicted model, not a curated record
CACUUGUCAAUGACAAGCCUAUGGGAUACACGUGUCAAAUUUCCAAGUUUAUAGCAUGAUGAUAAAGCAUAGAUGAUGAAGACAAGAUCACAACAAGAAAAGGUUGAAACAGAAGUCAACCAAUAUGUCUGAAGUCAAAAAACAAAUAUUUGUCGGUUUGGCAAACUCAAACAACUCUCCCUAGCUUGUCGGAUCUCUCUCCUUUUUUGGUCUUUUCCAAUUUAGGAAAACAUCUAUACAACAACACAACGUUUCAUUAGACUUUUCAAUUUUCUUCUCUUUGUGUUCCCCCAUAAGCAAAAUCUUCCGGCAUCUGUUCUCCGCUAAACACGGAGCAACAAGGCGGAAGAACCUUUUGUCUUUGGCCAGGAAAGAGACCCCUUUGGUUCUCCGGCCAGAGAUAUGGGAGCCGGUGGAAAAACGGUCAACGCUCACGUGCUCUCGGCCACGUAUCAUCACAAGCACGUGCGUCCUAUGGCCUGCGACGAGGACUCUGAUCUCCGGAGAGGCAUCGGAGAGCUUCUUUCGAGGUGGGGCGGGCUUCAGAUGGCCGUGAAGAAUAAGUGGGGAGGCCACGAUUCUCUCGAGAAAUCUCACGAGCUUGCUCACGAUCUUUUUCAUCUCUUGUCUCAACCAAAUGUGAUAACGGUGGAUGAGAUAGAGAGUUUUCUACAUGAGAGCUUGCUUCUUUCUUUCAACACAGAGAUGGAAGAUGGCAGCAUUGAAGAGGUAGCUGAACAAUUGCUGAUACUUCAUGAAGAGAUUUGUUUGCAUGGGAGUCAUUAAGCCAAAGAUACUACAGUUUGAAUGGAUUAAUUAGUUUUGGUGGACUAUUUUAUUUGAUUGUCCUUUUUGUACAAUGUAAGAUAUAAAUAUGAAAAUUUGGCGGAUGACAACAUGUGAUUAAUCAGACAUUAUAGAAUAUAUGAAUCCAAGUUUAUGUUUACUUGAAA